This is a messenger RNA of Malurus melanocephalus (red-backed fairy wren), 1695 nucleotides long. RefSeq names its product F-box protein 5 (gene FBXO5). Gene Ontology annotation, molecular function: protein binding. Gene Ontology annotation, biological process: negative regulation of meiotic nuclear division; regulation of mitotic nuclear division. Gene Ontology annotation, cellular component: nucleus. NCBI's taxonomy places the organism in Eukaryota, Metazoa, Chordata, Aves, Passeriformes, Maluridae. The coding region runs from base 66 to 1292 and encodes 408 amino acids. The record is from RefSeq and is a predicted model, not a curated record. The transcript has 5 exons.
AGAGCGGCCGCGCAUUCACUGCCCGCGGCGGCGCUGGCGCGUCUCUGCAGGAUACAAACAACAAAAUGAAAUCAAACCUUAAUCGCUUUUGCAAAAUGAAGCGUGAUUUUGAUUGUACAUCUCUUCGUGCUGGGUUUACACCACUGAAAUGUGCUGUGGAGAAAACAAGACUGGAAAAACCCUGCCCCUUGAAUUAUGAGGAAGGCUUUUGUAAAAACUGUGCAGAAGAACAUCAGAAAACACUCCUUAGUGACUCCUACCAUGCAGCCACCAGAAAUCUGGGUCUUGAAGAUGGAGAAAGACCCAUACAUAACAAAGAAAACAACCAAAUAACCCAGACACUUGAUGAAGUUAUCUGUGAAAUGGAGGGAAUGGAAAGCAGUAAACUUAAUGAGGACAGUGGUUAUUCCUCUAUAUUAGGUACUCAGUAUGCUGAUGCUAUAGAACAUGARGAUAGUUUACCUUUGGCUGGGAAUCUCUGUGGCACACCAAAACAUUGUCUCAUGAAGAACCAAAACCAAGAACAGUUUUCAAAGAAGACACUAUUGCCAGUAAUCCAUUAUGAAGAAGUGAUUUGCUCAACUUUGAAAAAAAGUGGUAAAAGAAAUCUCAAGUCUUGGGCUGCUGUAGACAGAAUUGUUUCUAGGGGAAAGGUUGAACUUUGUAACUUAAUUGGAAAGAAAAUGGGACUGGAUAGAAUAGACAUUCUUGCUGAACUCUUCCAAAAGAACCUGAAGCAUGUAUUAGCAAACAUUUUAAGGCAUCUCAGCGASAUGGAUUUAGUGAAUUUUGCCAAAGUCAGCACAACAUGGCAGAAGAUUCUACAAGAAGAUAAAUGGAUUUUCCAAAUGUAUAGCAGAGCUGUGAAAAACCAUUCUAAUAUCAUUAAAGCACCAGAACAUGCUGCAACAAGAGAGUAYGCUGYCUGCAGAGUAUCCUUAGCUUCCAUYCAGAAAGCAGCCCCACCAAAAAACUUGAACAAAAAAAGCACCAGAUCCAAAGCAUCUAAGAAUCACAGCAGGCUCACCGAGUUUUCUGAGGCUGCCAGGAACUUGAAAAAUACYGAAAGCCUUAAAGCCUGCCAUCGCUGUGGCUCACCUGCCAAGUACGACUCCUAUCUCCAAAGAGCAAUGUGCAAUCGUGAAAGCUGUGGCUUUGACUUUUGCACGAAGUGUAUGUGCAGCUACCACAGCUCCAGUGACUGUGUGAGCAGCAAACCAGUGAAACACACCUCUACRCCAGGGCCACUUCCCGGGACUAAGAAAAGCAAACAGAAUCUAAAGAGGUUAUGAUCCAUCCCUCCCGAUACAAAUUGGCCAACACCCCAUACAAGUUUUUUUUAGCCAUCCAUUCUAUUGUUCCUCUGUUCUAUUUCAUCAUGUUAUUCAGAAGGGUUUUAAAAGCAUUUCUAGGGCUGUCAAGUGAGGUGAGUGAAGCCCCUUUUAAUGUMAAAAUAUGGGGGACACCAGAUUUUAUGAAUUUUCAAAGGUUUGCCUUUGAUUUUAAAAUGUGGACAUUCAUUAUACCAUUUUCUCUGAUGGUUUCUCUUAUGUGAAUCUUAAAUUGCUUUCUCCUCAUUUCUUCUUUCAGAAAGCACAGGUUUUCCUUCAACCUUUUCCAAGUUUAAAAAAAAAAAGUACUGUAUGUUGGCUAUACUGCUAAAAAAUACUUUGACUUUUUUUUUUGAAAUUGCAA